ACUCCCGGGUCAUAUGAGCGUCACCAGUGGCUGUGCGGGGCCACAGAGCAGCGGGGGCCACCACCGGAGCUCCGCGUCACCGGCUGACAGCUGCACCCGGCCGGCAUGGAAGAGGAGGCUCCACCGUGCUCACAGAUUGUCUGACAGAAUGAGCCACGUGUGGAUAUAACGAGUUUUCCUGCUCCCCAGGUGAAACCCCUUCCUCCGUUGUUGGCAUCCACAAACCUUCACGCAGACUAAAACUGGUCCGACCGCGACCAUGACGUCAAAGUCAACUUUCCUGAAGGUGAUCCUUCUGGGUGACGGUGGCGUCGGAAAGUCAUCCCUCAUGAACCGCUACGUCACCAACAAGUUUGACUCGCACCUCUUCCACACCAUCGGCGUGGAGUUCCUCAACAAGGAUCUGGAGGUGGACGGGCACCACAUCACGCUGCAGAUCUGGGACACGGCGGGUCAGGAGCGCUUCCGCAGCCUCCGAACACCUUUCUACCGCGGCUCCGACUGCUGCCUGCUCACCUUCAGCAUCGACGACCGACAGAGCUUCUGCAACCUGGCCAACUGGAAGAAGGAGUUCACUUAUUACGCUGAUGUAAAGGACCCUGACAACUUUCCCUUUGUGAUUCUGGGCAAUAAACUGGAUGUCCUAGAGCGGCAGGUGUCAGGGGAAGACGCGAGGCAGUGGUGCAGCGAGAAUGGCGGACACCCGUACUUUGAAACAAGCGCCAAGGAUUCUACAAACGUGGCGUCGGCCUUCGAGGAGGCGAUACGUGGUAUUCUGGCGUUGGAUGACAGAGCUGAUGACCUCAUCCACACCAACACGGUGGACUUACAGAGAAAGACUCGCCCGAACUCCACCUGCUGCUGAGCCGAGAGAAAUGACCCAGCUCAUGUGAUGCUUCUCUGGUUUGUGGUUUGACAAAAAGAGGAACUGGUGUUUGCUCAGCUGCUUCUGAGCAGUUUGUGAUGUUCUCACUUCAGCCUUUUUAAGACAAAUUGAUAAGAACGGACAAAAUUCUGUGCCAAUUUUCUGCAUUUCCUUUUUACCAUCAAGGGACUGAAAAUAUAAUUUAUAAAAGCAAUCAAGAUCAUCAAAUGAAAUAAAAGCUCUAAUAUAUCUUUGCAGAUUUUCGUAGAUUUAUUUGUGGUUAGUAACAAACCUCAGUUUUCACGCCAUGACAGUCUUAACAAUGAAUAAUAUUGAUAUAGCUGAGAAAUAAUCACUAUAUAUGUGCUGUACUUGCCACAUAACACCAAAAAGCUAGUAGCCAAAGACAAAAACUGCAAUUAUUUUCUUAUGCAAACUACCAGUACAAGACAAUUAAAUUAUGUUUGGCACUGAAAAGUUUUUAAAUAUUCUAUCGUUACUGUUUGCAUUUAAAUCUGUGUUAAUUAUCUUAAUAGAACAGAUUUUCUGUUUUUAAUCACAUGAUCAAUUUGUAUUUGGUUGUUGGGUGAACGGUGCACCAGCAGAGAUUGUUUUCAUAAUACAAUUGUUGCUUUAAUGAUGUUUGAUAUUCUCCUAAACAGGGAAACAAAUAUUAUAAUCACUACACUUCUGCUCUCUGUAAAAAGUGAAGUGUUGAACCUGAAGUUACUGAGACACUGUGGCCUGUUUGGUCUGUAUCAUUCCUUUCAGGCACAUGACUCCCAGUAUGUGGCCAAGAAUGGAACUAAGGUCAAAAAUGCAUGAUGUGGUUUUUUUUAUUUCCUCUUCGUCCUAUUUAUCAAAAAUGGAAUAGUCACACUGGUUAAGAUAAUAUCUCCACUUCAAAUUCCAGAGGUUUAAUGCGGAUUUAAAGUUCUGCACACUCACUCUUCAUCAAGUUGCUUUCCUUUAAAUGAACUCUGUGGUUCUGUGGUUGUGAGUGCAGCUGUGGUUGUUCAGUAGUUUCACAAAUGUAAUGAUUGAACCACAUCCUGAUUUCUCAUCAGACCUCCACAGUCACAGACGCUGUUUCUACUGAGGUUUUGUGAGAUGUGGUUUAUUUUGUCAAAGCAGCACUCAGUAGCUCACUUAUCAGAUACCUGCUACGUGAGGGCUUUUGUUUACUACAGGUCAUUAGAAAAUCUAUAAUUUCUUUAUUGUUGUGGUAAAAUUAGUUUUAUGGGUUACAUGAAUUAUGGUUCCAGCAUUAGAAAUGUAAGAAACUGCUGUUUUUCUUCUUCUUACACUCUAAUAAUUGAAUAUCUUUUGAGUUUUGGAUUUGAAUAUAAAAAACUAUUUUCAGAGGUCAUCUUGGGUUUUAUGGGUAUUUUUACUUCCACCAAGUGAAGUUUUUUCAUCUGCAUUUCUUUCUUUAUCUUAGUUGUAGCAGGAUUGCGCAAAAACUACCUAACGGAUUGGCAUGAAACUUGGUGGGAGGAUGAAAUAUGGGUCAAGAGAGAAUCACAACAUUUUUGGUGUGGAUCCAGGAAUCUUUUUUCACUUUAACAUUGUGUGAGUCUUGUUUUUCCACAUUUUUUUGUGAAUUCUCUGAAGAAUCAGGGCAGAAAUCUUUAUUAAAAAAAAACAGGCAUGUAUAGAGUGUAGAUUUUUUUCAAGUAUUUUGGAGGGGGGGUCUUUUAUCCAGUUACUGCAGGGUAAUAAAUAUUCCUUUCAAAUACAUUAGAAGUUGAUUUGACAUUCUAAGUUGUGGAAAAAAAUUCUAAAUCACCUCAAUGACCCGAACUCAAGAAAGAGGCAGGAGACGACAGUGUCACGAUAAUAAAAAAUAUCGGUUUUACUAGAGAAGGUUACAAAAAUCAUCACUAUAUAGGAGUCAUAGAACUAUUUCCAACUUAAAAAAUAAAACCAAUAAUGAAAACACCUACAGGGACUACAAUGCCAUCAAAGUACAAUGGAGUUUUCUUUAGAAAAGAGUGGGUGGAGAAGGGGACGGGGGAGGAAGAGGAGAAGGAGGAGGAGGAGGAGGGGGUCAAACACCGCCUACCAUAGUUGUCAGAACAAUUGACUACACAUCACCUGAAAAACUGCAAAGACACAGUCAUGUCUCCUUCAUGCAAACAACAAGGAAACAACAACACCCUGACACGCAUCGUCUUAUAGGAAAUUGAAGUUUGCCUUUACAUCAACCUGGCGGCAAAGCACGUAUAUUUAUCAAACAACACACAUGGCAAUAUAGUCCUUUUUUAUACAGAAUAGACAGCUGCACACAUGGACAAUACUGACAUGCUUCAUCCCAUCAAAGUUCAAAAGUUGGUCUUCUUCAGUGUUUUUUAAGGGUGAACUAACCGGUGACGUUCCGUUUGGAAUAUCAAUUAUGAUUAUUAAACCAUAUUUGAUUAUAAAAUCAAUGUAUGAAAAUUCCUGACUUGUUUUAUGCAGAGUGUAAACAUCCAAAACAGUCUCUGUGGCUCAUAUGAGAAGCAUGACAUCGAAAAAAAGAAAAGGAAAGAAUAAAAAA
This is a messenger RNA of Paralichthys olivaceus (Japanese flounder), 3404 nucleotides long. The record is from RefSeq and is a predicted model, not a curated record. NCBI's taxonomy places the organism in Eukaryota, Metazoa, Chordata, Actinopteri, Pleuronectiformes, Paralichthyidae.